Messenger RNA from Impatiens glandulifera, 1038 nucleotides. RefSeq names its product transcription factor MYB64-like. Bases 1 to 1038 code for a protein of 345 amino acids. Gene Ontology annotation, molecular function: RNA polymerase II cis-regulatory region sequence-specific DNA binding; DNA-binding transcription factor activity, RNA polymerase II-specific. Gene Ontology annotation, biological process: regulation of DNA-templated transcription. Gene Ontology annotation, cellular component: nucleus. The record is from RefSeq and is a predicted model, not a curated record. NCBI's taxonomy places the organism in Eukaryota, Viridiplantae, Streptophyta, Magnoliopsida, Ericales, Balsaminaceae. The transcript has 5 exons.
AUGUUGCGAUUGAUCUUCUACCAAUCGCCAGAAGGUGAUGGAGGUCGCGAUUGGUCUUCUACCAAUCGCCAGAAGCCUAUAUUCGAUGUUGAUGAUUAUUCUAACAACACAGAUCUAUCGCAUUUGAUGUAUCAUGAGCAAGAAAACAAAUCGAAGAAGAAAAGUAAGGCAUUGAAAAAUAAUUUACUCAUCAAAGGCCAAUGGAUGGAAGAAGAAGACAGGAGACUUUUGAAAUUAGUGCGACAGUAUGAAGAUAAAAAAUGGUCAAAAAUUGCUGAGAAUAUGAUUGCUAGGGCUGGGAAGCAGUGUCGUGAGAGAUGGUUUAAUCAUUUGAAGCCUGAUAUUAAGAAAGAUAGCUGGAAUGAAGAAGAAGAAAUUAUGUUAAUAGAGGCUCACAAGAAGAUUGGCAAUCGAUGGGCGGAGAUUGCCAAACGAAUCCCAGGAAGAACAGAGAACUCAAUAAAAAAUCAUUGGAACGCGGCGAAGAGAAAACAAAAUGCAAAAAGAAAUAUGAAAAAAUCGUCGCAAGAAGUUCAAACUCUAAAGGCAACUAUUCUCCAAGUUUAUAUAAAGAAUAACAAUCUUGACAAUGCUACGACGAGUUCAAAAAUUGUUGAUGCCAACUUUGUCGGCUCUUCAGUUAUGACCGAUGAUAUUGUAUUGACUCAUUCGCCAAAUGAUGACGGAAAUUUGUUCGAGCUAACGACGAAGGACACUUAUCACGACGAGCUGAACUUUAUGAUCGAUCUUUUCAACAAUAAAAGUGAUCAGAAUGUCAAUUGUGCGACCCAUAAAGCUCAAGAAUCGAACAUCGCAAUCAAUACUCAUAUAGCACCGGAUCAAUAUUUUGCAGAAUUAGGAAUAAACGCUGCAGCGGGAGAACUAGAGCAUUCGGAUGAGCGCUGGAUUCUCAUCCAACGCAGAAGUAGCCUGCAUCGCCCGCUAUUGCAGAAGAAUAUGUGUGCACGAAGCAACGGAUCACCAAACGGCCGCUUCAACGAUGUCUCCUCCAACGCGGACGGAACACUCGCACGCUGA